AUGGCGUUUGUCUAUCUUGUUUUCUUUGCCUUAAUAUGUUCAGCUACAGCAGUUAUGCCAAAUUAUAGCCCAGCAAUUCAAGCAGACGGGUUAAGCCGUGAUGAAAUGAUCGAAAAGUAUUUUUAUCUUGGAUUGAGCAAUGCAGAAAUUUUGGGAUUCAUUGUGAACUUUCAUGGCAUUCGUCUGAGUCUACGGCAACUAAAGAGGAUUUUGAGAAGAAGGAAAUGCAAAAGACGAAAUGACCAAGACAAUCUUGAAGAUGUCGUCUGUGCAAUAGAAAACGAACUGAAGGGUAGCGGUAGUGUUAUUGGGUAUCGAUCGAUGCACCAACGUCUAACUAAUGAAUAUGGGUUAGUAGUGACAAGGAAUACAGUUCGACUAGUACUGAAAAUUUUGGAUCCAGAUGGAGUCGAAUCCCGAUCAAGACACCGAUUGAGGAGAAGGUUAUAUAGUGCAAAAGGUCCGAACUAUCUUUGGCACAUAGAUGGAUAUGAUAAGCUCAAACCAUUUGGAUUUUGCAUUCACGGUGCCAUCGACGGUUACAGCCGCCGUGUCCUAUGGCUAGAAGUUUCAUCAUCAAACAAUGACCCGGAAAUAGUAGGAAAAUACUAUGCCGACUAUGUGGAUACUAUAGGGGGCACGUCACGUAUAAUUCGGGCGGAUAGGGGCACAGAAAAUGUAAAUGUAGAGGCAAUGCAACGGUUUUUUCGCAGAUCAUCAGAGGACGAUUUUGCACGAGAUAAAAGCUUUAUGUACGGACGAUCAACAUCUAACCAACGAAUAGAGGCGUGGUGGGGAUUGCUGCGAAAGGGAUGUACUGAUUGGUGGAUACGUUUUUUCAAGGAUUUCAGAGACGUCGGUUUGUUCGAUGACGAUGACGUAAUUCAAAGAGAAUGCAUUAAAUUCUGUUUUAUGGAAAUAAUACAAAUUGAAUUACAUAAAGUGGCAAGGAACUGGAAUAUUCACAGAAUCCGACCUUCAAAUAAUGCAGAAUCCCCUCCAGGUCGUCCCGAUGUUCUCUAUUUCAAUCCUGAGACACUUGGCAGUCAGGACUACCUGAUACCUGUAGAUAUAGAUGAAAGAGAAAUAGCCGAGGAAAUGUGCUGCACUCAACCUUCGCCUCGAGGAUGCUCUGACGAAUUCAAUGCCCUUGCUGAAAUGAUCAUGGAAGAUGAAGGAUUACAAAUGCCUACUAAUGCAAAUGAGGGGAAAAACCUUUACAUUUCUCUCCUUAGGUUAAUCGAGGAAACCGAGAACGAUGAAUAA
Molecule: messenger RNA, 1266 nt
Organism: Paramuricea clavata
Lineage: Eukaryota; Metazoa; Cnidaria; Anthozoa; Malacalcyonacea; Plexauridae
Source: the annotation of a GenBank genome assembly